Molecule: messenger RNA, 965 nt
Organism: Bubalus bubalis (water buffalo)
Lineage: Eukaryota; Metazoa; Chordata; Mammalia; Artiodactyla; Bovidae
Product: translation initiation factor IF-2
Exons: 2
Coding region: 70-936 (288 amino acids)
Source: RefSeq, a predicted model, not a curated record
UUAUUAAUUGCUGCAAUUAUAUUCAAACCAAACGAGAGUGUCUCUCUGUCCGGUCCACAACAUUGCUCCAUGGCACCCCACCGAGUGACCUGCUUUUCGCUCAGGUCUUCCUUUCAUUCCAAGUCAGGAGCCAGGACAAUCCAAAGACAGUCCCACAUCUCUGAAAUACUUAAAAUUCUUCUCUCUUCCAAAAAGGUGACUUCACAAGCACUUUGUCUGACACCUUUCUACUGCCUGCUCCCCUCCAAGUCCGGAUACACUCGGGCGGGCGGCGGGGUAGGGUCUGCAAGGCCGGCUCCUGAUAAGAAUUAUCUCCGGGGAGCCGAGUCCGCCGGGUCCCCGGGGGUGGUCCCAGCCCGGUUCCCACCGCACCGCCCCUGCCGCAUUCCUGAGCCGGGAGCGCACCGGGGAGGGGGUCCGCCUACCCGCGCCCCCACCCCCAGCCAGGUGAGCGCCGCCGGCCUCUCGGGGGUCUGCUCACCCGGGCCCGGAUGCCGGGACCUGUCGAGGCUGGGUAGCCCCAAGGGCGGACAGAAAAAGAAGGGUUUUCUACUUUGUCGGUCGAGGGCUGGAUGUCUGAGUUCGGACAGGUUCCGGGACGCUGGCCAGCUGCGCGCGCUGCGGUGCGACCCGGCGCGGGACCUGUUGCAACCCGUCCCCACCCCGCCCUCGCCGGCGCGGCACCUGGGCCCGGGAGGCGCGGCCCGGGCGGGCCCGCGCUGCCCUCCGCCGCCCGACGCGCAGGUGACUCCCCGCCUCCUGCGCCCUGGGCCUCCUGGGACGCGAACCUUCGGCGCGGGCGCGGCUGUGCACGGCGCGGGGCGCUCCCGGCGACAUCCAGAUACCUCUCUUUCCUUCAUGAAUGGACAUUUGAAAGUGCCCUUGUCAAAGAUUUGCAAGCAUGGAGUCCUCAUCAAUGCUGUCCUCCUUGAAUGACGAGUGUAAAUCAGACAAUUACAUUGAAC